Molecule: messenger RNA, 16773 nt
Organism: Anopheles moucheti
Lineage: Eukaryota; Metazoa; Arthropoda; Insecta; Diptera; Culicidae
Gene: RhoGAP100F
Product: rho GTPase-activating protein 100F
Exons: 12
Coding region: 29-5752 (1907 amino acids)
Biological process (GO): signal transduction
Molecular function (GO): protein binding
Source: RefSeq, a predicted model, not a curated record
CGUCGUUUCACGCGCCCGACGUAGACUAAUGCAGUGGCGGAAGUUCGCACGGCUGAAAACGACUGCUACCGGACAUUCGCGCACGCGAAGAAUGCUUUGUUGUGGCCGAAGAAAGGAAAAUGGAAGAUCUGUGCCUGACCUCACUGCAAGCCCCGGGCGGGCACCGCCGGGUCCGAUGCCUUCCCACCAGGCGCAGGCACUCCAGCAGCAGCAGCAACACCAGCAGCAACAGCAGCAGGGCCUGCAGGGACACCAUCAGCAGCAACAGCAGCAGCGACAGGGUUCGAAGGAACCGGUUCUGCUGCAGGGUGACUUCCGGAAGGUGUCCGGCAUCAGUUCGGAGAUCUUCCGGCAGAUUGAGGCUGUGGAAAAUGACCACGAUCCGAGCACCGCGGCCGCUUUGGAGGUGGUGGAGCGAAGGGGCGAAAUGAUAGUUCGCAUCCUGGAACCUCGAUGUAUGGGCAGUCGGCAGGCCAUCGACGCGGGACAGAAGUUCCUCAACAAGAGUGAUGCUAGGCACACGGUACAGCUGGUAGAGAUCGUCAAACGACCGGGCCAGACACUGGGCUUGUACAUCCGCGAGGGCAACGGAGCCGACCGGUCGGAUGGCGUGUUUAUAUCUAGGAUAGCUUUAGAGUCGGCCGUAUACAACAGCGGCUGCCUGCGGGUUGGUGACGAGAUUCUGGCCGUGAAUUUGGUCGACGUAACGCGGAUGUCACUCGACGAUGUGGUAAUCAUCAUGUCCAUACCGCGCCGUCUCGUGCUGGCCAUUCGCCAGCGGCGCGGUAACCGUGGAGCAAACUCGCCCGGUCCGCCGCAGAUGUCACGCCCGGAGCAAAAACCACCGCCAGUCGUCGUCAUCAAGCGCGACCUGCGGGACGAAGAUCUGGACGACUCGGACCGGGCCCCACGUUCCUCACGGUCUUCGCGCGAACGUCGCACCGGCGAUGGUCGCGAAAUGACGGAGUCACGCUCACGUCUCGGGCUGGGCCUAAACAAUUACAGUCCGCAGAGCGAACAGCUCGAUCUGUAUUAUGGCGGUGGACGGGGCCCGGGUGGUCCCGGUUCGGUCGAAACACCCAGCUGGGGCUACAAACCUCCGGCACCGCCGUCAUCGGUCAUCACGGAGCAACCGAAGGGCAUGCACGGUGGCUUUCAGACAUCGCACUCCUACUACCAGAAUGCCGGCACACUCGAGAGCCUGGCGGAGAAGGUGCACGCGUUCUACCCGUCGGCCACCACCAGCCGUCGUAUGUCGGCGGGCCCGGCCGGGGUCGCGAUGAGCCAGUCGCAUCAGCGUUUCCCGCGCAGCGGUUCCGACCAACAUCUGCCGCGCGUCGAGUACGCCGACUAUGCUUCCCUGGGGCGGCAUCCACUGCUGGCACGGUCCAGCCUGAAGUCGGAUCUGGUCGGUGCGGCACCGAUCGCUGGUGGCACGCUCGGACGGUACGGUCGGUACGAUGCACCACCGCAGCCACGCGGGCCCAAGUACGGUCCGUCGCCGCUGGGUGCGACUGCCUCGCUGCAGCGCCGAUCACGCCCCGCCCUUGACUAUUCCAGCGACACGGAGGCCACCAUCGGACCACGGCCAAGCUACUACUACUACAAUCACCCGGCAAUGGCGGCCAGCGGUACGAUGGGCCGUGGCAGCACGCAGGCACUCGGCGGAGGUCCCGAGUUUGCCAAGUUUAACUCGUUGCCGCGCGAACGGCCCGGUGCCACACGGUUGGGUCUGCGGGGACGCAUCGCGGACCGGCUGCAGGACGAGGCGGAUGGGAACGUGUCCGCGCCGGAGUACUCGCUGCCGAUCCGGCGAGAUAUUCGCGACCUGCGCAACCGCAUCACGGCCAGCCCGUCGAUCUUCACGUCCGAUGAGUACCGGGCGUGGUUGAGGCGAGCACCGAGCAGUUCGGCUAUCUGCGAGCAGAUGCGCGCCUCGCGGGACCUGCUCAACCAGCAGCGCGCCCACCGGUUCUCCUGCAGCGCGGAGAACAUCCACGACGUGCUGAAGAACACCGAACACAUCUACAGCAGCCGUACGGGGCUUGCCGUGGGUGGUGGUGGUGGUGGUGGAGUCGUCGGCGGCACGCUAGAUCGGCACUCGAUGGCGGCGGGCGGGCCGCGCAUGUCCUCGCUGCCGGUACGCUCCCUGUCCUCGCAGCACAUCGGCGGACCAUCCUCGAUACGGUCGCCGAGCGUGCGACGCAUGAGGCAGCUGCUGGAGCUAACGCAGGGUGCCGGGGUGGGAGGUGUGCCGGGUUCGGUCGUGGCGGCGCUAACCGGCCAUCAGAGUCCGGCACCGACGCCCAGCACGACGCUGCCGAGAGCGCACCGUCAGAUAGACAUCAAUCCGGCGGAGUACACCAAGUACAAGCUGGACAAGCCGGUCGUGGAUGCGGUCGGCAUGUCGGGCAUGCUCUGGAUACACCUGCUGGCCGGACGUGGGCUGCGCGCGAUGUCCGAAACGUCCCAGAUACAGCAGCCGCUCAUACGCGAUCUGUACUGCGUGCUCGAGUGUGACCGUAUCCACAAGGCGCGCACCGUCGUACGCUCGGGCGACCUGCAGUUCGACUGGGACGAAUCGUUCGAGCUCGAUCUCGUGUGCAACAAGCAGCUGGACGUGCUCGUUUACUCGUGGGACCCGCAGCACCGGCACAAGCUGUGCUAUCGUGGAGCGCUUUCGCUCACGACCCUGCUACGACAAUCACCGAUACAUCAGCUAGCGCUUAAGGUUGAACCGAGAGGCACCAUCUAUCUGCGACUUAGGCACACAGAUCCGUUCCAGCUGUUCCGGCGUCGUGGUCUGCCAAGCCUCCGGGGCAACGUUCCAGCACUGUUCGGUGCUGAUCUGGAGACGGUGGUAACGCGAGAAUCGAAGGGAGCGCCUGGCUGUGCUCCGGUCCCCAUCAUACUGCGCCGCUGCGUCGAGGAAGUAGAACGGCGAGGCUUGGACAUUAUUGGCCUGUAUCGUCUUUGUGGUUCGGCCACCAAGAAGCGUUUGCUGAGAGAGGCAUUCGAGCGGAAUAGUCGGGCGGUGGAAUUGACGCCGGAACACGUGCCCGACAUCAACGUCAUCACGGGCGUGUUGAAGGACUAUCUCAGGGAGCUACCGGAGCCACUGUUCACCAAGUGUUUGUUCCAGAUGACGGUGGAUGCCCUAGGUAGUGUCUGCCUACCGGAUGAUCCCGAGGGUAAUGCCAAACUUAUGCUCAGUAUUCUGGACUGCUUGCCGCGAGCGAACAGGGCCACACUCGUGUUUCUGCUCGACCAUCUGUCGCUGGUCGUGUCCGCGUCCGAGCGGAACAAAAUGUCGGCCCAGGCAUUGGCGACGGCACUCGGACCACCGCUGAUGCUGCACUCGGCGAGCGUCGGCGCCAACGAGGAGAUCGAUCACGCACAACCGAUCGCGGUGCUGAAGUACUUGCUGCAGAUCUGGCCCCAGCCGGGUACGGGCCCGGGCGCACCUACUUCAGGUCGGCGCGGCGAGCCAGUCGAGCCGCGUGGAAACAAAGCCAGUGCGUUGCCAGCGGGCAAAUCGGCGGCGGUGGUGGCAUCGCCGGGGCUGCAGCUGGGCAGCAGCAUCAGUCACCGCAGCAGCAGCAGCUCCAACAUCCAGCAUCAGCUGCACAGCAGCAGCAGCACCAACUUGGCGGCGGCCACCAGCUCCAUCAGCUCCAGCAUCAGCCGCAACCCGCACGCCCUGGCCAGCAGCAGCAGCAGCAGCAACAUCCAGUCGUCGGUACCACCGUCUAUACAGCCCCGUACAGCAGCCAACAAUCCAUCAACCACCUCCUCAACGCUCGGUCAGCAUCUGCUCUCAGCCACUCCCAGCACUCUUCAGUAUCAAUCAGUAGUGGCUCAGUUAGCUCAAUCGCAUCGAGCCUUGCAACAAGCGGGCCAACAGCCCCAUCAAUCGGAGGUCUCAGCGGGCUUGGUGGAGCGCGUCCAAUCGCCACAUCACGCCACACCCUCCCCAAGCUCUAGUUCCACUUCGUCCGCGUCCGGUUCUGGGUCGGGUACUGAUACAAUAAAACGUGGAGCAUCACCUGCCUCGGUGAAGUUCAAGGAGUCUACCAGCAGCUACUCGCUUAAGUCUGACACGCAAAGCCGCAUGUUGGCCAGCACGCGACAGCAUCAGCAGGUCACCGGUGCACCGUACACGAACGGGUCCACCAGCAACGGAACCAUCGGCACGGCUGCUACGACAUCUUACGCGACCGAUCUGCUACAUGCCAGAAGCAGCGGUCUGUUCGCAUCGUCGGCCGGUUCCGACUACCUAUCGUCGACGUCCUCGAUCGCAUCCUCGGUUGCAUCGUCCGCAGCUGGUGCUGGUCCGGCCACAUCCUCCGCUGGGUCCGUCGGUUUGUACGGCAAGGCGAGCGCGGUGCCGUCCGGUGCCGUCAGCUCGGCACCCGUGACCAGCACGCUCAACAUCACCACGUUCAGCCUGGACGAGAAGAACAACCUGGUGGUGUCGCCGUCACCGUCGUCGGCUUCGGAAUCAUCCUACCGGUCGUCCAGUCCGGCCUCGAGCAUACAGCGCGACAAGUCUCCGAACAAGUCCGGUUCACCGUCACCGUUGCGCCGGCAGGAUCCGCUCGAUCGUGCGGACAGUUUGCCUUCCAGCGGUGCAACCGCCUCGGCAACGGCGGCCACCGUGUCGGCGACUCCCUCGACAUCGGCGUCCAGCGGAGGAAGCUCGUUUAUGUCGUCGCUGCGCAGCCAAACGCUCGGCAGUUAUCAGUUCCCGUCGACCAGCCUGAAGCUGACCAGCCAGCUGAGCAGUGGAUCGUCCGGUCAGGACGUGUCGGACGACGGCAGCACAUCGUCGCUGUUGCGCAAACUCACGUCGUCCCUGUCGCGCACAAUCGUGAGCAAUACCGGCACGUUGCCGCUGUCGCUGGGCAGGGAAAAGCUGUCGGAACUGUCGUCGACGGGGGCGGCCGGUACGGCCGGAGCGGGCAGCAGCUCCGCGGGUGCGUACUCGAGCAGCAGCGGCAUCGGUAGCAUCAGCAGCAGCAUUAGUAGCAGCAUCGGUGGAAGCAACAGCAGCAACAACAGCAACAGCGGUGGUCUCCGCACGAUGAGUAGCUCGCUGGGGUACACGGGCAUCGGUAGCGGGGCGUCCGCAUUGGACGGUGGGUCGUCCGGGACCGGGUCCAGCUCGGUAACGACAGCCGCGGCCGUCACGAGCAUGAACAUCUACGGCACGCUACCCAAGAACUCUUCCAUUUACUCCUCGUACGGGGUCGGUUCGGGUACGUCCGUGAGUGCGUCGGGCGGAGGGCUUUCGGGGUUGCUGUCCGGUACGACCAGCUCGUACGGUAUCAGCGAGCGGCUACGGGCGCUCACGACGGGUGGCAGUGGUUCGGCCGACGGGUCGACCGGUGGGUCUGCCAGCAUUGGCGACAGUGGCGCCACCGGGUCGUCCGCGGGCGAUCUCGACAGCAGCGGGUACGAUUACGAAUCGUCCGGCUUUUCGUCCGCCUCGUACAGCGGCAUGGCCACCAGCGGGGCCUCGAUCGGGUCCGGUGGUGGUCUAUCGUCGUCCUACUUCAGCACCGGCAGCAACAGUAGCCCAUUCGCUACCGUGUCCGGCAGUAGUACGAAGGCACCGGAUACGAACCCGUACCGGGUACCGUACGCCUCCACCAACCCUUUCCUGCCAAGCUUUAACCCGACGAGUGACGGUAGUAAUGGUCGCGCCGACUUAAAGACAUCACUAGACGACGAACCAUUCGACAUGAAGUAAGACACUCGCACACCAAUCUCCAAACAGGGUAGCAAAGGGUAACGAACCGAAACCGUCAGUAUUACCAUGACAAACCGCCAGCUAUUUGCCAGUUUUUUUUAGCGAGCAAUCUAUGCUCGUGCCAUAAGUUUUUUAUUGAGAUGUUACAAAACACUGGAGGGGGAUAGGGAAGCAAACAAUCAACUUAUUCUCGUUUUAGUACCAUGGAUAGCGUAAGAUGUACUAACUCGUUGACGUUCACUCACAUACACACGUUCGACUUCAACAUUGUAGUUCUAUUAGAUGAUUGUCAUUCUUGGAGUGAAACUCGAAACAAUUAACCAUCUACAACGUCUUACCGUUAGUGUCGUUUUUCUUACGUUGGUUUCACCCUACACAGCUAUGUUCAUGUUAUUAUUGUGGAGGAUAUUAAUGUGACACUCGAACUCAUCUACGAUCGGAAGAGUUUUGGUAGUCGAAAUUGGCAACAAAAAAAACAAAAAAAAACAAAUAAACUCUUUUGCUUAAUGAUACGUGCGUUGUUGUACUAAAGUAAAAACACAGACAAAACCCGAGUAAGUCGAUAAGAAAUUUAGCAAAUCAGGUAAUGAAGUAGUAAAACAUAUUGCAGAUAAUUAAGCAAAGGAAAUAGUAUGAAAAUCAACAACCAAACGUGGAACGAAAAGUAUGAAAUAAGCCAACGGAAAUGUUAAGUUGAGAAGCAAGCGUAAAAAUGAGAAAAAAAACGAAGUAAACACGUUACUAAAUUCUCGAUAACGAAAAACAAAACAACACACACACAUAUAGACAAAUUUACGUAUAUUCGAUACGCUUUAACCGUGAAUGUGGAUGAAAAGAAAGAAGAUAAGAUACUAAAAAAGGUACUAAAAAAGUACUCGACGACAACAAACGCGUCACGGAUAAAUGACAUUUGUCAUCGUUUGGUAACGAUUGUACAAAUUGGAAAGGUGGAAAGAAAAGGUGCAAUACAACAGAACUCAAAGGUAAGAAUAUUGCAACAGGAAGAAACACUAUUACAAGAAUCAGACAGGAAAAUUAGAAUGAGAAAUGGGAGCGCUUGCGGUAGGAAAGACACAUACAAUAAUAUACAGUGAAACCGAACAAGACUAACACUUUUGGCCGUCGCCAUCUUUUUCGCUGCCCCUGCAGGGAAACCAAACCCGCGCACUAGCACGCUAGUGUGUAUGAGUGUGUUCGUGUCCGUGGUAGCAGGAAAAGUGGCGUUUGGUGGUUUAGGAAGCGAACACAAUUACAAAGCGAAGCAUACAUUUACACGUUUACAUUGAAAGCUGCCUGUUGAAGGGGCACGAGAAAUAAUAAACAAACAAGCACCCUUACUGCUUGCUGCACGGUUAAUCAUAUUGUAUGUGUGGUGUGUGUGUUGGAGAUAGUGAGAGAGAAAGAGAGCUAGAGAAAGAGAGAGAAAGGGAGAAAGAGGAAGUGUAGAUGAAAGAAGCAGAAGAAUAUUAGGACAAGAUAGAGCUUUCGUUCCAUCUUAUGAUUAUGCUAUGGUAGUAGCACACAUACACGAUCGACACCAUAAAAACGAUGAUCUUCUUCAUCCUGCCGGUGUCGGUUUCGUUUUGUUUGUGCAGCGAUGUACGAACAGUUAGUAAUAUUAGCAAAUUUAGAAAUCGAUCCAAAACGCCAACCACGCGUUGGCGUGCGAGUGUUGGUUAAGUUUGUUAGCGCGGUGUUUGUAUAAGUGUGCGUGAGGUUUUUGUUAAAAAUGUGUGUAGGGCAACGGUGCUGUAAGUGGUUGAUUUGCAUUGGUUUUUUUUAUUUUACUUUUUCUUGUAAAUAGUUCACCAAAGUACGACCAGCGCAAAGGGCAGAAGACGAGGGGGGAAAAGCGGAAGAAAAACCAAGGCAACGAAUAGCAGUUAAACAAAAGAAACAGGAAAUCGUACAUACAUACAGGAAGGAUUAGUAUCAUUGUAUCACCAUAGUAGAUCGCUACCUUUAUGCUAUAGGUUACUCUAACGACUAACACACCCAUACUAUUCAACUAUUAUUAACCCCCUUUUUGAGUCGCGUGUGGAGCGAAUGUAGAGCCACAGUUGCCGCCAUCACAUUCCACAUCUAGCCGGUACCAAGAGAGCGAUCCUACACGGAGUACUAAUGUGUGCGCAUUUAAUGUCAAUUUGAUGUCGUGUUUAGCACAAUCGAUGGCUUACGACAAAGAAAGGGACACACACACUCACACAAAAAAGAUUAGAUAACAAUGAGGAUAGUUUGUUGUUUCUCGUGUGCGUGCUUCUGUUGUUCAGGCCGACAGGCCGACAGAAUCUCAUCGAAAUUUGGUUCUUGUGUGUUUAUACUAAAAUUGUUCUAAAUUCUGCUGCCGGUUUUGCUCCUUCCUCAUUCGUGUAGGAGUGUUGUACAAUUUAUUGCCUAAGAAUUGAACCUGAAGGAGUGAAGGAAUUGCACGAAGCGAAGAAAAGAUGGCAAAUGCAGGAAGAAAGCUGUACUCCAAUACACAUUGUCGUGUUAAUAUCUCGUCUUGUACAACUAGGGCGUUGCGCUGUAAGCAUAACGGCACCUCAAAUCAAAACUGUUAUCCCUUAACCGUUUCAACAUUUUAUCCGUGCAACUCCAAAGCGCCACUCAAUUUAAUCGCGCCAUCUAGCUGGAAAGUUAUUGCGUUAGAUUUGGUGCGUGGUGUCUGGUGAGUAUCACCGUGACAGUUGUUUUAAUUUGAUAGUUAGGUUUAUGAACGAGUGUAAUGAAUUGCUGUUUUGUGUUAAACGUAAUUCUACGAUUGUUCCACAGAUGAUGCCAGGCCACAUCAUCCAUUCUAGUACGUACGCGUGGUGUUAUCGUUUAGUUCGUUAGUGUAGUUGGUGAUUUGUUUCCUUCUUAAGCGUCCCUUCGAAACGGAUCAUACAUGUUCACGAGGCAAUAUAAGGAGCAUCAUUUUAACAAACACGAUCAUUACAAUUACGCAAAAGCUUUAACAAUAUUAAAUAAUAAUAUAGCGAGGGUGUUGAAGCAGCGCAAAAAAAAGGGAGGAAAGGAGGGAGAACACGUGCUUGGGCUUGUUGAUUGUGCUUUCUUCCCUUCUGGUAAAAUGGAACCCUAAACACCAUAAUCAUCGUCAUUAGUAUCGUCGUACAUUCUUCCCUUGGCUACAGGGUAACCACACAACCCGUUACGAAGCUAAUGAACUUAACCACUCGAUAUAGAACCCUGUAAAUAAGAGUCAAUUUCGUUCACGGAUCGCCAUGGCGAGUAAAUGCGAGGAAUUUAACCGUUAAAGUAUAUACGGACGGACACCAUACGGACACUCACACCCAAAUGAAAAACAUACACACACACACACGUACACUGACAACAGAACGAAAACGGAGGACAUGUUAGGACAGCACGAAAAUGGACAACCGCUACAAUGGCAACUACGAAUUAGCUCUACUAUUCAUAAUCUAACGUUUUAAACAUACUGUAACCCUCAAGGCAAAUCAAGUCGUGCUUCGUUGGGGGGGGGGGGAGUUUUCGGAGUAGCUUAGGGCCUUAAACACCAACACCAGUAAACGAAAGCAAAGACAGUGAACAAAAACAUUACGCAAACAAAACAAAACACAAAAAAAAACCCGAAACCCACUCCCAGUGGGGGGAAAAUCACAAAUCCGCAUAACCAUUACUAUUCCAACUAACCGUUACUAACCGUUACUACUUGGACAGGUUUUUUCGCAAACCGUUUCAAAAAAAAAACUUCAAUAUUAUCGCUUACAGUGGGUGCGGGAAGGGGGGGAUGGGGUGGAUGGGGACACGAAACCCGAAAGUACCGAUCAUUAACCGAUUGAACAGUAUUUACGUUUUACGAACUGCUAGUUUAGUGAUUGGGUGAGCUGUAACUUCGCUUUCCCCACUCAUUCACACAUCUACACACUUGUUCGCACAACGAUUCAUCGUCUCGAUCUCGUACUCACUACACAUCUAUACACACACAAAAUCCAUCCGGAAAUGGAUGGGAAAGGAUAAAGAUAACAGGGAUAUCUACGCACACAAUCGUAUCCUGAUAACCUUUGGGACAUUGCGAAGGGAACCGUGCACGUGUACUGUUGCAUCGAAUGCCAAUGCUGCCAAUUGUGACAAGCCCCAAGCUGGCCACCAUUUUGAAUGCUGAAAAAUCGCCCGAAGCGUCUCCGUCGUAUGUAUGCCGUCGCUGCGUCGUUAUUCCACUGCUGUUGCUGGGUGUGUGCUGCUGCCGUUCUUCUGUUGUUGGUAAGAAAGAAAAUCUAAUUGUUUGUUAUGUGUACAAUGCUGAAGUGUUAAGCAGCAAGCGAGUAAGUUGCUCCAAUAGAUAACCUUCUCGUUUAUAUGUUAUUGUAUCCAGAUCUGGAAACCGUGCACUACCUAUCCAAAUCCCGAAAAGACGAGCGAUAGAAGAUGAGAUAAUGAGGGAGCGAGACAGAGAGAGAGAGAGAGAGAGAGAGAGAGAGAGAAAAAGAGAAGGAGAAAAAAAAACACAUGCACACCGAAUAUCAUACCGUUUCAUAUCGUCAAAACUCUACAAAUCACAUUCUUACACACCGUUUACACAGCCCCUGCAACACGAAUCUGGUGAUGAGAAUGAUAGGUAUCAAAUAUACAUAUAUAUGUAUACAUAAUAUAUAUAUACAAAUACUUAUAUAUAUAUACUAGCAAGAGCGAAAUUCAACUAACGAAAACACGACCCAAUCAGCAAAUCCAUAAGCGAAAAGAUACGUAUUUCCAUUUCGGUCCGCACGUAAAACAAUAAAAAAAAGAAAGCAAAAAGACAAGUGGUGCAUCCCUGAUGGGAAUGAUCGGCCACGUACAAUGGCAAGCCCUAUCGGGAUGGAGAGGGCACGUGCGCGGAUUUUUUUUUGCGCUAUGAGUUUUAGGAGCUUUAUACAAAUGCCCCCUGUAGCAGCGAGACAGUGGUAGGUAGGGAAAACGGCUGUAAUGUAAGAAUGUGGAUAGGACAUGAUACAUACAGACAGAUCAUUAUUAACCUGUAGAGCGGCACCGUUACCAUUCGAUAAUGCUCCCUGCUUUACCCCACAUUAGGUCUUGCGGAGCACCCAAAUUUUACCUACUUACUCAGUUCCUUCGCAAAGGUUAGACAGGAACGAAAAGCAGACCCAGAAAAGUAGGCGACAUCAACAGCAUAACAGCGAAAACAGUAUCGCCUAAAGGUAUGCAAUUGUGCAGCAGAUCUGAUUGUCUCUCGACUCGUGGGUACUAGCUUAUCUGUAGCACGCUAUAAGGCACAAAGAACCAUACCAUAUUGCAUACUUUUGGGUGGUUCGCGCGCAACCUGUAACAACCGGUUGGGAUAAACCUUCGAGGGGUAAGGUGUACAGCUAGACCAAACGAAAGAAGAGUGAAUGUUUUCCCAUAUUACACAACCACACCAAUAUAUGAAUAUUCACCCAUUUCCCACAUGCAAAAUGCACCCGAAUGCUUCUUGACCACUUCUCCUACCGGAUCAAUCUUGCUGUGUAUCAUUUCAUGUCGCUCAUUUGUGGAAAAGAAACCCGUACAUUAACAUUCGUUCAUUGUUUGCAGCAGCAAAAUGAAAAAAAAAACACACACACACACACACAAAAGAAACGCAUUUAUGAAGGCAAAUCUAACUCCAAAAACCAAAGAAUUCAAACUGUAAUUAAUGGAACAAGACACAACAGAUGCUACUUACCGUAAGACAGUGAAAACCUUUGAUGAAACUAUAACUUGGGCGCGCAAAACUUACAAGUAACUACUGACUUAAACGGAAAGAAUCAACAAAUAGUUACAUCACUUCCCACGAGUGAUUUCGAGCGGACACACAUACAAACACAAUUUGGUGAAAGAUAACUCGCGUGUAUACCAAAGCUGAUAGCAGUAAAGUAUGAAUAAAAACUACAACAACCAAAAUGAAACAAACAAAAAGAUAACAAUACAGACGAAACAACCGUAUGUAAGUAUCCGAUAAUGUAGCGUUUAAGUUAUGAUAGGUUGUUGUUUUAUUUUUCGACGUACAUAAUGCACUUUACGACUGGUGAACAGGAUUGUGCAAACAAAGGAAAAAACACUUCAAUCAAGUGAAGAAAAUCGAAAUCCAGCAAUACGGUAAAGUCUAAAAAAAACAUACGGAAAUAACAAACAAACAAAACCAAACGAAAACACAUGGAAACAAACGGAACAAUCAGCCUACAGCAACUGAACUUUGCAUUUGAGUAUUUGCUCGCAAACGUAAAAAGAAACAAAACUCGUUUUCUACACCUAAGUAUUUUCUCUUUCUUUUGAAGGAUCUUGCAACCGUUUGUUGCUACUCGAAGCGAAGCGUAAAGAACGGGUUUCUUUAAAUCAUUUGUCAUGAAGCAAUGUUACACAUCUUUCUGGUACCAGGCAGUGUGAGGGAUGUACCGGUUCUGCAAUCCCACCAAAUUUGCCACAUCGUUUUCAAACACAAAAGUGAAUACAACCGGGUAAUUAUCGAUCCACCGGCAAGCAGACAAGCGAAAAGCUAGGAUGCGAAUGGCGAAUUUAGCCACCGACGCGGUGUGGACAGCGCGUUGCAGUUUAAGUUUGUCACGCGAAUUGCAUACCUUUUGGCGCAUACCAUUCCAUUGCGUUUGAAGAGCGGGCAGCUUUGUGUAGGAAAUUAUUCAGCUAAAGGAAAAGGUCCUCUUAAAUCUGCUAAGUUUCGCAGCAAAAUCGUUACGUUGAAGUAAACCGACGUUGCUUUUUUCGAUCGCUGCAAAAAGGACUUUAGCACUAAGCGCAUCACGGAACCAACCUGGAAGGCAUGGAAUGUGUGUGAUUGUUUCUGGCCCAACGGCAGGUGUAGUAGGAAACGAGAUAACAGAAACCGAAAAAAAAUAAAACUUUAAACAACUUUACACAAUCGUUUGCAAUCCGCCCCGCCCUCGAGCGUUUAUUCCCUCGCAACAACUUACACUUACUUCUCAAAGCACCACGGCACUCACAAGGAGGGCGCCCUACCGCGCACAACGGAAGUGAAAGGGGAAGGGCCCAACCCAUGCCCUUUCUUUCCCAUCCUCGGUUCUGGUGCGGAUUCUCGAUGGGAGCUUUAAAUUCCAAGCAUAUCAUAUCGACGGACGGCAAAAAAGGCAGACAAUGCGGUCGGGCAAUUAGUGUCCGUACUGGCGGGCACAGGCAUUCUUAACACUACUUACAUUUUACUGCUAAGCUGACUAGUGGAAAUGGGAAGAGUAACACAAGAGAAGAGAGGAAAAGAGAGAGAGAAAGAAGGAAAAGGGGAGAAUAGGCAAGGUCACUAUUCAAUACGGCGAGAGGAAGGAGAAUAAGAAAGGAGCAUAAGGGAAGGUAGGUUGGCAUCGCACACGACAGUGAAACUAACCUAUUUUUUGAUACAAAUUUACAAUACGAUAAGAGAUUGCAUUAACCAUGGCGUUCCUUGGCGCACGCCAUUAGAACAUGAAGCAAAAAGCGCAAUGGACUCAACACGCGGUCGGUGCACUGAGUGUGUCAAUGGAACGAAUGCGACGAUCGAUUGUGAAUUCUAUUUGGUGAAGGUUACAGUGGUAGGAUUUUUCGGGAAAAACGAGAAGAAAUUGUAGUGUGAAAGAGAGCGAAAGAGGGAGAUGAAAAUUUUCCACGAUCAUGGGUCGAGAGCGAGUGAAGUUCCUUCUGAGGACAGGAGCUGAAUUGCAUGGGUAUAUCAUUGUAUUGAGUUGUAAUGCGGUUUGCAUACUGGAAGGGAACGCAUUGUACCUACCGAUACUAGCGCGAUUACGUUGAUUUUAAACCGUGACUUUGAGACACAAGAUUGUUUGCUAUUUUAUCAACAAUAAUAUGUAAAAAGAAACGCAUGAUUGAUCGUUCGAAACAUCCUGUCCUAAAAAAUUGGGGUGCUACAGGUGAAGUACCAUGCGUCUCCAUUCUGUGCUUCUCUGCAGUUGAAGUACCAUGCGCCUCCAUUGGGUAUCUCCCUACUAACGUUCCUGUCCUAGAAGCUUUUUUGCAGGACCUCACGCGCACACUCAUCUCGACGCUUUAUGAUACGCUUUUCCAAUACCUAAUUGAUUGCACCAAAGAGCCGUUUACGUUUACAACUUUAGUACAGCGGGAAAGAAAGCAACAGAAAAAAGCAACAAAAAAAACACGAUAGAAUAGCUUACACUGUUUGUGAAACGAACAAAAAGGACUUACAAUUGCUUUUUGCAACGAAUUUCAACUAUUGCUACUCUAUCUAUUUGCCAGCUAAAUGCAUCUGUUUAGAGCAGUUUGUCAACAAAAAGAAAAUACUCUGUGUUUUCUGCAAUGGAGCUCUAGAUGUGAUGAUCAUUUAAUGUUUCGUUCUCUACAUUUAGCCAACUUUACCUUUUUUAGACUGCACACUCUAUACAACCGCCAGUACAUACAUUUUUUACGCACGAAAUGUCACGGAAUACGGGCUGAUGGGACAGCGUUCGCUCAGUUCGUUUAGAACGCUAAGGUUAGACGGUGAUUAGUGCAGCUUAUACUAAAACAAGAAAACGAAACGUCUUGUUAGUGUGCGCGGCUAGGCAUUACCGGCAGGCAGCAAUUGCAUAUUGUGAAACAGACCAACACCGGUGACGAUUAGCAGCAUUCAAAAAGUGGACGGGGACAAGGAUAAGGGCCAUUAAACUCAUUACACGUAAAAACGAAGUCUAGAAGAAAAGGGAGAGAAGAUAUUAAAAUAGUAUCACUGUGCAAGUAUCCUUUCGGGUGUCCCAAGAUAGAGGUAGGGGAAGGAACCAAAUUAACUAAAUAACGAACAAGCAAACAAGAAACCAAUGACUAACGCAGAAGACGUAGACAGGCACAAUGUAAGGAUCUGGAACCAUUCACUAACAGAAGCGAACAAAUGGAGCAAAGGAAAUGCUUAGCUGAAAACUAAACAAGAAGAUAAUUUUCGUCACGAAUUGUUUUUCUUUAUUAGUGAUAUUUUUGCCUUUUUUGGAAUGGAGCAAAAGAGUGUAACAAUCACAGCUUCGAAACACGUUUUAGUGUGUAUAUAGGGUGUGUCGUUAGCAGCAAACAACAGGUGAAGGCUAUUAUUUAAUUAGUGAAUGUAAAACAUUCGUAUGAAAAUCACAAACCAGUGAGAUAUACAUUUUCCUACCAGCAAAACUUUGUUCUUUCUAUAAUAGUUUUGAUGUAAUUACUGUACUGUACUGUACGUCAUAAAGCGGUUCGCUUGCUAUCUAUGCGUUCUAGGCUCUUGCAUCGAUCAUUUGCUAUGAAAGCACGCAUAAAGAAGAGGAUUUGAUUAAUUUAUUUAAUCUACCAACAGUUUGAAUUUAGCAUUACUAGCCCCAAUUGGUAUAAAUUAGUAAACUUUAUGUUAUCCAUUUUUUUAAUUGCUUCAAUCAAUUCCGCUUGGCUUGUAACUGACACGUAAACUAUGUUAGCUGUUAAUUUCAUUUUCAAGCUUCAUUUAGUGAAAGCAUAUGAACAAACAAGAAACAAAAUUAUGCCUAAAAUCAGAAAAACAAACAUAAAUGAUACAACAUUCCCGCAUGCACUGUACGAAAAGCGAUACAACACUCAUACAAGAUUCAUCAUUAUCGUAGCCUAACCAUAAACCAUUAACGUCAUGCUAAACUAUUAAACCCCGAAAAAGAUAAUCUGAGCGAUAGAGAAAAAGAAAACUAAAGUUAGAGAGAGAAAAGGGAGAGAGAGAGAGAGAGAGAGAGAGAGAGAAAGAGAGAAAACAAACAAACGAAUUACACUCAACAGCGCAAAAUGUAAUAGAGUUGUAGUCAAAAACACAAACUGAACAAAAGAACGAACAGUAAACGAACGUAUGUUCCAUUUCCCAUUGCACUGGUAAAAACAUACACACACACAUCACAUACUGUAAAACAAACAUGUUUCUCCUUCAUCCCCCAUGGUUAAGGUGGGGCGGAAUGGUUCGGUAUUGUUUGUGCUAGUUAGCAACAAACCAUUUUCAUUUCUCUCCGGUUCGAGGUACAAGCGACAAAUACAGAAGAAACAAAUAAGUAACCGCUCAAAUGCUCAUACAUAAAUAAGGCAGUCGUCGAGGAUGAAGGUAGCGAAGAGGAACCGAAAAGGAAGCCUCAGGAAUAUUUCCCAUUGUGUUUGCGCCGUAUGCAUCAGUACGGUGUCCUGUAAUUUCUAAUGGUUAACCUUAAUCCCGGGACUGUCCCAUUCCGCCCCGAACGAAUGUACCAUAAACCGACACAUUCAAAGGCAUACAAGCGUGAGGUUUAAUUGCGAACCAAAAGCUAAAACACUUACACACACACACACACACACACAGCUUACAGUACGAUCCUGCGUGUCGUGUCGUGCGCAGGAAGCGGAAAAUUGCAAGGAGAUAAUACUCUAUAUGUCUCAACCACUGCCACAGCGUACGAAGAUAUUUAAUGUGUAAAGGAAGCUUACAAACCGGUAACAAAACCCAAACACACACUUGGAAAGUAUGGUGUUUUCCAAAUAACGACAAAAUGAAGGCAAAAUUAACUUAAACAAGCAAAAACAAAUCCUAACCCUUAAUACCACAAAAAUGCAACGGUUAGCGGGUGUGUAAGUGGUUAAGUAAAUCGACAUUCCCUUUAUCGUCAUACAGCAGUAGUAGAAAGCAGAAAGGAAGAAAAACACAACAGCAACAGAUUGAAAUAAAUAAACACAAAACAAAAAUACACGGAAUCGGAACUAGGAAGGAUUUAGAAAGAAAAAAACAUAAGACAAAAGGAAAGCAGCGUGUGUAAAGAAAAUCACACACGAUUGAAUUAAGGAUAACAAAGAAGCAAAAUAAUCGCUGCUAGAUUGACGCUACUAGGGUGUACGGUUCGGUACGGUACAUUGAAAGUAACUCGUGUAAUGUAGGAACAAAAGUAUGCAAAUAACGAAAAUGGAGCAUAACAAAGAAAAAUAACAAUAGCAGCAGUACGAUUAAAACUAAAACGUCAAACAAAUAGUGUCGAACGAAAAGAAAUUGGAAUACCCAACAAAAAAAAAACCAACUAGCUACAUACACACAAACAAAGCGAGAAAGAGAUCGAAAUAGGAGAAAAAAACAAACAAAAUAGAAAACUAAA